Messenger RNA from Dentiscutata heterogama, 1444 nucleotides. The record is from the annotation of a GenBank genome assembly. Lineage: Eukaryota; Fungi; Glomeromycota; Glomeromycetes; Diversisporales; Gigasporaceae.
AUGAAUGCGAUAAUAAGUCACCCGAAAAUAAAUGUAGAUGACAAUGAUAGCAAAGACUAUGAGAAAGCUGCGGUCGAUGGAGUUGCUAAUAACAUUUCAGAUGCAUCAUCAAACUAUUUACCUUUCGGACAAAUUAUAGAAAUUUUUUACAAAUUGGAAGAAGAUAUAAUAUCAUCAUAUAAAAAUGCAGAAUAUAAUAUACAAUUAUGUGGUUUCUUAAUCAAAAGAGUUAACAUUGCUACAGCGGCAAUAAGAGAUUUAGAAAUUAGAAAAUUUCAUAAUUUAGAAUUUUUUGCUGAGCUCUCUAAUCUUCAAUUGUUUAAGGAAUUUUUAAAGUGUAUCCUCGAGAUUAGAAACUUUAUUAAAAAUAUUUCUAAUCUUGGUGGGAUUGCUAAAUAUUUUCAGACUAAUAUUGAUAUUAUAAAAAAAUAUAAAGAUUUAUCAAAUAUGUUUGAUCAAUGUAUGGAAUCUUUAAAUUUUUCAAUAUCAAUUCGAUUUAAUAAGGACUUAAAUAAAGAAAUCCAAUUUAUCAAGAAGGAAUUAAUGGAAUUGAAAGAGAUUAUGCGUGAUAUGACUGGUGGCAUAGUCGAUAAAAAAGCUUUUUUAAAAAUUAAUGAAAUUAGAGAAUUAAAUGAUCGUUAUCAACGAGAACUAUGUAAAAAAGAUAAUGCAACAAUCACUAUCGAACCUUUACCUUUAUUAGACAUAAAUCAAUAUGAACUGAAAUACGAAUAUAAACUUCGUAAAAACGUUCAUUGUAGAUGGAACGACAAAAAUCUUUUAGAAUAUGCUUUUAAAGAAAUUCCAUCUCCAUCAAUAAAUGAACAACAAAUAAUACAUGAGUUUUAUCAAGAGAUUACUAUUCUGAAAAAAUUAAAUUCGGAUCAUAUUACCAAAUUUUAUGGUGUGGCUAAAAGUAAUGACUUAUCUAAAUAUUAUUUGGUUACUGAAUGGAUGGAGAAUGGAAUGGCUUAUUUAAAUGCUGUCAACAUUUUACAUAAUGAUAUUAGAGGGAAAAACAUACUUAUUGACAGAAAUCAUAAAGCCAAGAUUGCUAACAUUGUUUUUAAAUCAAAUUAUACACCAUGCGACGGACGUGUUCAACUCGAUUUUUUUGAAAAAGUAAGAUAUAUGGCACCAGAGAAAUUGGAACAUGGUGAGAAACAACGAUAUAAUAUCAAGUGUGAAAUUUAUAGCUUGGGGGCUCUUUUAUGGGAGAUUGCCGAGGAAGAAAUACCGUAUACCAAAGAGAAAUUAGACUUUCCAACUAUUUUGAAUCGCGUCGUUAAGGAUAAUUAUCGUGAACCAUUCUCCAAAAAUGUACCUAAAGUUUGGCAAGAUAUCGUUAAUGAAGCCUUAAGUUAUAAUCCGAGUUUUCGUCCUCCAAUUUCGAGAAUAUUCAGGGUCCUCAAUGAUUAUCUUUAUAAAAAAUGUGACAUGAACA